Messenger RNA from Diorhabda carinulata, 10903 nucleotides. Its product is annotated as oxysterol-binding protein-related protein 11. Lineage: Eukaryota; Metazoa; Arthropoda; Insecta; Coleoptera; Chrysomelidae. The transcript is spliced from 4 exons. The record is from RefSeq and is a predicted model, not a curated record. Bases 173 to 817 code for a protein of 214 amino acids.
GUCACUGUCAUAGAAAAUAAAAUUAUUUGUGUUGGUACCUGUAUUCAAAACUUCAUGAUUGCAGCAUAAAAAACUUAUGUUUCACCUUAAAAAUUAUUUCGUGGGUUAACAACUUCUUUUUUAAUUAGUGAUGAUUAACUUAUCAGUUAUAAAUUGAUUAUAAAUGGUUUAAAUGACUCAAAAUAAAUUAGUUGAGUCAGUUAUGGAUCUGCAUACUAAGCAGAGACAAUUUUCUGGGCAAUUGUACAAGUACACAAAUGUAAUGAAAGGCUGGCAAUAUAGAUAUUUUUUAGUAGACGCAAACGCAGGUCUUUUACAUUAUUAUCUUUGUGAAGGAGAAAAACCAGAUGGAACAAUACCUAGAGGAUCCGUUCAUUUAGCUGGAGCAGUGAUUUGUCCAAGUGAUGAGGAUUCUAAAACAUUCACAGUUAACUGUGCUUCGGGUGAUAUGUUAAAAUUAAGAGCAACAGAUGCUAGGGCAAGACAGGAAUGGGUUAAUGGUUUGAGAGCUGUGGCUGAAUCACAUACAAAGGCUAUAAGUGCUAACAGUCCUCCGUUACCUCCUAGGGAACAAUUGGCAGUAUUAGAUGCUCUUGGAUGCGUAAGAUCGCAAUUACAGCAAACUGAACAAGCAGAUUUAGCUCUUUGCAGAUCUAUCGAAUCUGCUGGAAGCAAAUAUUUCAUCGAUCCAAACUUGCUGCUACUAAAAGCUACAUCGGCGGCGUCUUUGCAUUGCCUUACGCAAUGUAUGAAUAUCCUACAGAGGAAUCAACAUGCUCAACAGUCAAGAACAGGGUUUGUUAUAGAUGAUGAUUAAUAUACUCUUCUUAGGCAAUGUCUCGAUGUAUUCAGAUGUGUACUUGGUAUACCUAGAUGUUGCUUAAAAUAAGUAGAGAAACAAUAGACUCGCUGUGGUAAUGUUGUACCUGGGUAGCUAGAUAUCGAAAGAACAACACUGUUAGUUUACUUUUACCAAUCAAUUAGUAUCUACCCUGUUUCUAAUACUGUAAACCAUAUGAACUACACUCCAUUAACUUCAUUUCUAUAAUUGCAAAAGAUUGUUAAAAUCUAGCAUUUCCCGUACUUCUUUUAUACCUAAAAAAUUUUUAGCACUUUUUCACUUGUGACUUGUUUAAAGUUUCUAUGCCUGAAAAAUGACUUGUAAGCAGUCCUUGUAAGGCUAUAUUCAUCUUUAAUGGGAUAAUUCCGAUGAGGUUUUUCCAUUGAAACUGUAUAAAUUUUUUUAUGCUAUAAUUUAAACAAAGCAUCAUUAUCACAUGUUAAGUUUGUUGAAAAUUAUUCCUUCAUUCAUAUAAUUGAAAAUUUUCUGUUAAAAGUAGAACAUCUUUGAACUCAUCAGCUUUUAACCUAAGGCAAUCAAUUGUAGCAAAUUUUUUCUUCAAUUUUUGCAAAGAAACUUUGAAAACUUAGAAAAAAUUUUAUACACCUGGAUCUUGUGUUAAAAGUGUUGAAAAUAUUUGAAAACUUCUUGGAAAAAAUUGAAUCCCUUAAAAAUAACUUUCAACAUAUCAAGUAUUUCAACGAUCUAUGAAGUUGGUUCGCCAAAAGAAUGAAUAUAAAUCGGACAUUUGCCUAAAAACCUUAUUUUCUAAUAUUAAUUACUAAAACCACCUAUGAAAUUGUAGAUUGCUUUUCAUUUUCAUGAACUGAAUAUUAUAAAAUUAUUUACAGUAAUUAGGAUGGAAAGUGUUACAUUUGAUAAAAUAAUUAGAGAGUUGGACACUGCAAAACUGUGAAUUUUGAUAAUACUAAAUACAGUGAACGAUAAUAUCUCAAUAUCUUGUACAUUUUGAUAACAUUUCAUAUUAUAAAGCAAAUCUCACUAUCUGCUUACAAUCUAUCAAUGUAAAUUUAAAAAGAAAGUUACAAUACUUUCCUUUCAACUGGAUUUCCAUUCUACUCCUGAACUACCCUAAAUCACUGUAGUUUGAUUAACAUUGAAAUUGAUCAGUACCAAAAAAAUUUCGGGAGGUGUUUGGUCAACAGUUUCAUUAAAAAGCACUUUUAUUUUUCUGGAAACUUGUAUAUGGGAAUUUUGUAGGAAGCUUGUUUUAGUUUUAAAUUGGACGGGUAAUUAUUAACCCAGGCUAGUGUACUCUACACCAGCGAUACCAACGUUUGCUGAUGAUACAGCCAUUCUGGUUAUUGGAAAAGACCAAGAAGAAACUGAUAUGGAAUUACAAACAUCCAUAUACUUGAUUAACAUCUGGACUAAUAGAUAAAGUAUCAAUUUGAACAAAAACAAAUCUGCUCAUGUUAACUUUACGAACAUACGAAAAUAAAAAAUCAUUAAAAAAACUCCAAAUAAUUAUAAGUGCUCACAAAUUGUGUAAUUCACUUUUUUUAUUUUUCAAAUUGUAAUCUAUUUUUUUCAAAAACUGAUGGAUUCUAUGCUAAAAUAUAAGGGUUCAUGCUUACAAAUUUUCUUAAGAGUUAAGAAUAUUGUAACAUACCGGGGUUUUAACUAUCCAUUCUAGAAAUGAAGGUUGAAAACAUUUUAUUAAUUUUUUAUUAAAAAAUCAAUAAUUUUCAUUUUAUAAUAGAGACAAUGUAUGAUCGAGAACACCAGAAUAGAUUCAUAAAUAUUUAGUGAAAUUUAAAAUCAAUAUUUGGACUUCAAAACAAAAAUGAACUUAGUCUGGAAAGGGGCUGAGCUAUAAAAGCUAUACUAAUUGUAAUUUUUUGCAUUACUACAAAGUAUUAUAAAAUGAAAUUUAUUGUUUUGUAAAAAGUAAACAAAGUCUUUAUUGUUAUACUAGAUCACACAAUAUCUGUAUCAAUUUCCUCAUCAACAAUAAUGUUUUCAUCUUUAUUAUUGAGAUCUUUGAUUUCAUUGUUGUGACCUUCGGCUUCUUGGUUUUCCAAAUUUCUAUAAAAUUUUAGCGUCUAGUGGUUUUUCCACCCUUGUCCAAAGUACUUUAUUAGCAGCUUGGCAACAUCGUUUAUUUUUGCAGCAUUAAGGCUAACCCUCUGGUUGAUGGCUUUUGGGUUUAUGUGAGACAUAUUAAAUUUUGGUUUUGUGACAGAUUUUGCUUGACAAGUUUCAGUUCUAUAAAAGACUUUACCCUGUACCAGAAUGUUUUUUUCUUGUUCUUUUUUAGCAUAAUCCUUUUUGAUGGAUUGAACUUGAAGUGCCACAAGUUCGGUUUUUUUUGCACUAUUUCGGAUUCAGAAUUCCUUUGUUUAACCGGAACAGUGAUUCCAACAUGAUGAAUGGUUUCAUGUUUCACUAGAACUUCUUCAUGCUCUUCCGACUUAAGAAUAGUGUCCUUCUUUUUCAAAUCUUUCUCAAUCAAUCCAAACAACCUGUGGAAAAUGAGCAUAAAGGGUAAACAAUUCGCAGAGGAUCAUGGGUUGGCGGAUUUGCCUUUGGACUUUGCGGAUAUUGCAACUAAAUCUCAACUCUAACUUCAAAAUACACUAGGAUAUGGCGGGAUUUGAUACAAAAUAACAGUUGUAAUGAAUACAGUAUGGAAAAAUCUAUAAGAAACAAUAUCAAACCCAACUUCGAAAAAAUAUGAACUUUGCGGUUUUUGAUUCUAGGACCUCAUAUACUCACCUUACAUCCUGUGAAACUGUUCAUCACUAAUGUCUUGUUCACAUUUCUUGUAGAUGUGGUGGUGAAUGACUUUUAGAAACAUCUUUAGCAUGUGCGACAUUAAAAUAAUAAGUCUCAAGCUAUCACAUUUCUUGGCUUUGUUUUUCUUGGGGGGGUGGAUGGUAGGAUGGGUGAAAAAACUGAUGUCAGCCAAUCUGGUCGAAUGAUUCCACUUUCAUAUAUCUGGUUGAAUAGUUUAAUGAUAAAGUUCAAAUUCUUCUCUUAGUUUUAUGACUUCUGUGUGUAUGUUAUCAGGUCCAGAAGCUUUUCCAGCUUUGUAAGGUAUACUUAUAAUUGUGUGAGGAGCCUGUAGAAAGAUGAAAUUCGAAAAUGGUAAAAAUUGGAGAUUGUGCCUUCUUGCUUAGGACGGCAGUUCACUAUUUACAGUUUUGCAGAGUCGCUAAUUUUUUGUUGUGUAUAAGCAGAUAGUGUAACAUUCAUCCUAUUUUUUAUGAUGUAGUUUUAAUUUUCCAUUAUUAUGUAAUUUGGUGAUCAAAUAACUAUUUUUUAUUACUAUUAACAAAAAUUUUAACAAAUAAUUAUCAGACAUGUGUGUCCAUAAUUACGAUUUUUAGUUUGCAUGAUAUAGAGUAACUACUUGAGGCUUUUCACAAAACUUAACUUCUUUUUUUUUUAACUAAAAAGUGUCGGUAGUGCAAAAUUUAAAUCAUCAUUUAGUAGUUAAAAUUUAUAGGGAUUAUUAUUUAAUUUGUUUCUACUUUGGGUAAAUACGAACACCAAGUGAGGUAAUACGAACUAACAUUAUUAACGACAGGGAUCACAUUUAUAAAAAAUGUUGACUGAUCAUCGAUACAAUCCAUUUUUUGCACAUGAAGAACAUACGAUGAUACUUCCAGAAGUACCUGGCCCAACAAAGAUAACAUAAAACUUUUGGAGCCAUUUUUUCAAGUCUGAGGGGUGUAAAUCUGGCUAAUAGGGUGCAUUAGGUAGCAAUUCGAAUUUUAAGUCAUUAGUUUUGGUCAUUUCAAUAAAGGAUGUAUUAGCUGGUGAAAUAACACUUUCUUCAGAUGGAUGAUCGCUAAUGAAGGGAUACCUAUUUUAUUACAAAAUGCUGAACUUUUUCUUUAAGGAUGGGACCUCUUAUUGCUACCUUUUUGUCUCGGGACUGUUUUAAUCACUUCAACACACAUUCUUCUACGACUUUGAAAUAGGAUGAUUUUAAUUUUCUACUGUUUAUUGUCGAACGACUUUCUUCAGAAAAUUUAUGUUUAAAUAUUAAAAUUGUAGCCAAUAUAUUUGCGGGAAUUUCACACUUAUUAGCGUCGUAGGAGUUUCGUCAAUUUAAUUGAUAAUUUUUCGCUUUUCUGCUAUUUAUAAGGAACACUUUUAACGUUUCUGAGCCAUUACAACUUGAAUUUUAAAUAAUAGUCAUGAGCAGCAGGAUUUACAUUGUUCUACAUCGAGUAAAAAUCUUGUUGGGAAAGGGUGUCGAUAUACUGUAGAAUUGAGGGUCGUAAAUUGGUGGCAAGGUUAUAUUUUGGUUUGAAAAAUUCGUUGAUGAUUCCUUAAUAGUUGAAAAUUCGUUAUAAAAAGGUUGUUCGCAUUCUUUUACCCUUAGGCCUUAUCAAUACCGCAGAAAAUACUGGGUACAGAGGGAAUGUCGGAUCCAUCCAUACCUAAGUCAAAUUGUGAACUCUAGACUGUUCGUAGCAGCACAAAAACUGUUGUGGACGGAUAGAACGCUUAUAGCUUUUUCUCGAUAAAAAGCUGUUUUUCCACGUCCCCAAAAAUUUGAGGUUUAGUUCAUGGUGACGUAUAACCGAUUGCAAAUUAGUUUCAUUAGAGUCAACUCGUGUGCGGCUCUCAGCUGUUAUGCAUUGCGAAACCUUUGCAAGAUCAACUGGUUUGCAACCUUCGUUUUAAAACGGUUGAAACUUGGGCGAUCGGCCUUACAGACAAUUCAAGGGAAUUAUGAAGAAUUUGUUAAAUCGAAAAAGUCUUUUAUUCAGGUUGCACUUUAUAUAUGAAAAUAUUUGGCAUCUUAUAGUUACGUUAAAUAAAAUAAUAAUGGAGAAGUUUUUAUAAAUCAAUUUUUUUUCCAUAUCAAUCAAUAAUAAACUUUUUGUAUUGCAACCAAAAAUCGUAGUUAUGUUUCCGAAUUGGGUAUAUUAAAAAUCAAUUGGAGAGUAUUGAACGUUGCGCUUUUUCAAAAUUCUUAACAAAUUUUAUUUUCGAAAAUAAAACGAUUCUAAAAGUUGUAAAGUUGUAUGCAACUUUAUAUAUACAAGAUAUGACCUGAGUAAUUUUGACCAAUGUAUAGUCUAAUUAAAUUACUUAUAGUACGACAGCUACGGGGGGUCCGGUAGCCGUUUCAUACUCUUCUCAGUCUUAGAGCGUUCCUAUGUUUUUUGAAUUGAUUUUUCGAAGGUGCCGAGUCCAAAUUUGGUCGAGUAAUAUGUUAUAAACAAUUUAAUUGUUUAUAAAGCUAUAACUCUUGAACAAAGAGAGUAUGAAAAAAAGUUUCAAAUAAAAAAGAUUUGUUUUAAAAAGGUUUACAAAAAGAUUUCUAUGAUAUUUUGCAAAAAAUCAAUAUUUAAAAAGUUAUCGUCAAUAUAAUGCAAAAUUGAUGUUAUUUCUCACUUUAUGGGUCAUUACUUGGUUCCUACAUGAUCUAUAAGGAUUUUAAACGUUAAAGUUUAAGUUUCGAUUCCCGGUUUUCAUUCAGAAAGAUCUUUUGCGUUUUAUUUAGCUUGAAAUAUUGAAAUUUCUGAUCCUUUUAAGCUCGACCAUCUGCUCUUUCAUCCAGUUUGAGCUAAUAACUCAACUAACUAAAUUUCGAAUGGAAGAUUGAGCUCUAGUAUCAACGAAAUUUUGUUCCAUUCAAUUAUAUGAGAUCAAAAUCUAGACACUUAUUCUGAUUUAGGAAUCUGUUGGGUACAUCAGUUAGUCUUUUGACAAAAAUUGACUUUUCCUUUGUUGAAAAUCAUCGAUGUUGAUCACUGACAUGAUAUUUAGACCCUCCUAAGUACUUCCAAAUAAAAACGAAUUGACGCUUUGAAAAAGACAAAUUGAUUAAUUUAUGUAUGUCCAGUUGGAAACGGAGUUGACGUUGUGGGGAAACGGCAUAAAAUCUGAGACAAUCUAUAUAAAUAGAAAUAUACAAAAUUUGAAAAGAAAACGGCCAAUAACAUUGAUAAAACACAUGAAUGUUACAUAGAAUUAAAAUGAUUUGAAUUAAUUCACUAUUCCAUUUGCUUCUAAAGAAAAUAAAUAAAAAAACAAUAAGAUAAUGAAGAUAAUUAUUCAAAACGUUGCAGUAAUUUCCUAGCUGCUGCAAGGUAACGAUACAUAUUCAUCACGUCGAUGAAUAAAUGUCAUUUUGUUAAAUAGCGAACGCCGUCUUUUAGAAAGUGUCGUAGUUAGGUGUAUUACAAAUACAGAAUUUUCAAAUAUUAUCUGUUAAUAAGAUAGAGAAAUUUUAAUCUACAAAUUUUCAUGAAAGAAAGCACCGUAUUCGGGGUAUAUAAAUUAAAAAAAAACGACGUGCUUGAAGUGCUAAUCAAUACGAACAUUUGACCACUUCCAAUAGGGUCCUUGCAUACUUUAUUUUUAUAACUCAACCACGUUAAGUAUAUUGUUCUUAAUCACACACUAUUUUUUAUUUUUUUUUAAACGGUAUGAUAGUUCAUAAAAAAAUAAAUUUAAAUACCUAAAUAACGCGCUAAAACGCAUUUGUUGUCACAUAACUGAGUGUGACGUAGAAAGUAAGUAAACAGACUUAAGUGAGGUUAGAGGUGAAUACAGUUUAAACAGAGUUGUUGAGAUUCUUUAAAAAAACACUCGCAUGGCUGUGAGUAUUCAAUUUUGUAGAAUACAAUAUGACGUAUCGUUGGUGCAUUGUAUCAGAAUGUACAAACAUUAGUAUAAAAACAACAAAUAAAGUUUUCAUGCAAGUCCCUCGAGAGGAAAAGCGACGAAAACAAUGGUUUCAAGUUAUAAGAAGUAAUUAUGCGAACGUCCCAAUAAUUUUGGUUUAGUCCAAUAACAGGCCACUUCAGUAGUUGCAGGUUCCUCACUACGUCUGGCACCUACAUAAUAAACGCACGACAUGUUUGCAACCACCUAAAAAAAUUGACAUUAGUAAAAUGAAAAUUUAUAGAAAUUUUCUCUUGUAUACCUAAAGAUGCUGUACAAUCUUCACAUGCUGAUUCAACAAUGCUCUCAUCUUUCUCUUUAAUCUUGAGGGAUACAUUAUAAUACAGAAAGCACCUUCUCGUUUUAAUUGGACGUAUCCAAUGGCAGCAUCCCCAUUGGUGCUUCGACCAGCACUGAAAGAUAAUACAAAUGUUUUAACAUCGAAAGCUUUAAUCAAAACAUAACCUUCAAAGCUAUCAUCUUUCUGAAUACGUUUUAAUAAAGUACAAGCGAAAAAAUGUGAUAACGACGUUACUAUAAGAAAGUCUAAUUAGUAGUACUUAAUUACGUAUCUGCUUUCACUCCACGUAUUUCAGCCGAAGUAAAUAAUUGAUUAUUAGCAAAGGACAUAGUAACCAUGAAUGCAUCUACCUUAGGUAGAUUGUCCGAUCUUGCUUCGAUAAAUUCUAUUUCGGCCAGUAUUUCAAUUAGAAUAGUUUUUAAAACCCUUACAAAAACACAAAUCGCACCAAAUAUCCAAUUACCUCCACUAACAACAAUAGAAUGGUGUUUGAAAGGCGACACGCGGCGACCACGUUUCAAUCUUUACUUACAAGGUGUCCAGAAAGGGUAUCGGGUAUUUGUAAGUUCAAGUAAACAAAAAAUAUUUAUAAGCAAUAAAAACUUUUAUUGUUUUUUGAUACCAUAUGAAUUGGAAAAUAUGAUGUUAUCCAAAUGAUGACCGUUACGUUGCUGGCACUCUUCUAAACGGGAACGAAGACUUGCGAUAACACGUCGACACAAAGCUCUUGAUAUUGCUGCCAUUUCUGACCUGAUGUUUUCCUUCAUUUGGGUUAGGUUCAUUGGAUUAUUUUGAUAAACCUUACUUUUAAGCUAUCCCCAUACAAAAUAGUCAAGCGGGCUAAGGUCGGGGCUUCUGGGAGGCCAGUUGAUGUUACCCCUUCGCGAAAUGACUUUAUUAGGGAAUAAUUCAUUCACAACUUCCAUCGAGUCGUUCGGGGUAUGGCAAGUGGCCCCAUCUUGCUGGAACCACGUUCCUGAAUUGAAACCUGCAAACUCCUGCAACUCUGGGACCAAAAAAUUUCGCAAAAUAUCGCAGUAACUAUUCACAUUGAUUGCUCGGCCUCGUUGAUCUUCAUGAAAAUAAGGACCAAUAAUUCCUUUAGCAGACAUAGCGGCCCAAACAACGACCUUUGGACUGUGCAGGGGUCGUUCAUGCUUUCGUCUCGGAUUCUCGACUGCUCAGUACCGACAAUUCUGCUUAUUAACAUGACCAUUCAGGUGAAAAUUUGCUUCGUCGCCGAACAGUAUGUUUUCAAAGUUGUUAAAUCGCUGCAUCAUUUCGUUCGCAAAAUUCAGUCGAUUAGCAUAGUCCGUAUUCUUCAAUUCUUGAACCAGUUGAAUUUUAUAGGGUUUUAAAUGCAAAUGUUCCUUUAAAAUCAAAUGUAAGGACGAUUUUUUGAUGUUUAACGCUUGGCUUAACUUUCGGAUGGAUAAAAAUGAAUUUCCACGAACCGACGCCUCAACUUCUUCAAUUGUUUCUUCAUCGCGAACUGAACGAGGGCGACCAGAGUUUUGAACUGAACUGUCGCACCUGUAUUAUCGAACAUCCCGAUCCAUUUCCUAAUGCUAUCGUCACUUGGCGCGUGGCGUGUACGAUAUUCCGCACGAUUCAGACGUUGAGCAGUUACUAUUGAAUCACCGUUACGAUAUACGCAAAAUGCGCGAUGCGUCCCUGAGUACUUUUCCAUCGUAACUAAAACUCCACAAAAUGGCGGACGCCACGAACCCCUCCCCGCUCCCUUUCGUCGCGCAAAACGUGGCGCGAAAACAAAUACCCGACACUCUUUUUGGACACCUUGUACUUUCUACGUCACGUAAAUAAGAAGUGAUAUAUAAAUUUUCAAAUUUGUUAAAUACCCAAAUUAUCGACCACUGCAAGGACCCUAUUGUGUUAGUUUAAACUAUUAUAAGGUGCAUCUAGUUUUUUUUUUUAAUUUAUAUACCCUUAAAACGGUGCUUUCAUUCAAAACAUUUUAAUUCUACGUAACAUUCAUGUGUUUUAUCAAUGUUUUUGGGGACUUCUUUUCAAGUUUUGUGUAUGUGUAUUUAUAUAGAUUGUCUCAAAUUUUAUGCCCAUGUCAACUCCAUUUCCAACUGGACAUACAUAAAUUGAUCAAUUUGUCUUUUUCAAAGCGUCAAUUCGUUUUUAUUUGGAAGUACUUAGGAGGGUCUAAAUAUCAUGUCAGUGAUCAUCACCGAUGAUUUUCAACAAAGGAAAAGUCAAUUUUUGUCAAAAGACUAACUGAUGUACCAAACAGAUUCCUAAAUCAGAAUAAGUGUCUAGAUUUGGAUCUCAUAUAAAUGAAUGGAACAAGAUUUCAUUGAUACUAAAGCUCAAUCUUCAAUUCGAAAUUUCUACGAACAGUUAUUAGCUCAAAUUGAAUGAAAGAGCAGCUGGUCGAGCUUAAUAGGAUCAGAAAUGAAAUUAGGAAUCUAAGGAAAAACAGGGAAUUCGAAUUUUAAACUUUAACCUUUAAAAUAAGCUUCUUUGAAUCUUUCUUCGUCAUGUAGGAACCAAGUAAUGGCCGAUAAAGUGAGAAAUAAUAUCAAUUUUGCAUUAUAUUGACGAUAUUUUUUUAAAUAUUAAUUUUUUGCAAAAAACUGUGGAGACCUUUUUUGUACAUCUGUUUAAAACAAAUAUUUUUUUAUUGGAAAUUUUUUUCAUAUCUCUCUUCGUUUAAGGGUUAUAGGUUUAUAAACAAUUGAAUUAUUAAUAACAAACUACUCGAUUUGAGCUCGGCACUCUCGAAAAAUCGAUUCUAAAUACAUAGGAAGCGCUCUAAAACUAAAAUAGAAGUAUGAAACGGCUACGAGACUAUUAUAUAGUUUCCUGUAGAACGCUAAGGUCCUAAUAACUGAAGACUUAUGGAUUUUCACCUGUACUGGUAAAUAUACGGCGUAUAGCACUGAAUUGAAUAUCUUGGGAAUCGUAUUUUUUUGAAAAAAAUGUAAAAAUCGAUCGAUUUUCAUUUGGAGUACAACUUUUGAUCAUAUCCCCAACUCUUUAGUAACGAAUAUCAUUAGAAUGUAAAUAAGGAAAAUACUAAUCGUGGCGUAUUAGUGAGGUUAUUCAAUAUGACAUGUCAUUUGAUAAAAAAAAAAUAA